Penicillium maclennaniae is the source of this 1992-nucleotide messenger RNA. RefSeq names its product peroxisomal copper amine oxidase. Gene Ontology annotation, molecular function: quinone binding; primary methylamine oxidase activity; copper ion binding. The record is from RefSeq and is a predicted model, not a curated record. Lineage: Eukaryota; Fungi; Ascomycota; Eurotiomycetes; Eurotiales; Aspergillaceae. Gene Ontology annotation, biological process: amine metabolic process. The transcript has 2 exons. The coding region runs from base 1 to 1992 and encodes 663 amino acids.
AUGGCUUCUGCUCCUGAUACUACAUCCAUCCCGGGUUAUACAAUCUUCCGGGAGGGAGACUAUGACAGUGUUGCUGCAACUGCCAUGCUCCCGCAGGGAACUCCGCACCCGCUUGACCAGCUUUCCAUUUUGGAAAUCCCAGAGGCUGCCGCUCUCAUUCGCCAACAUGCUAGCCCCAAGACCAUCAAGUUUAACUGCCUUACUCUGCGGGAGCCCCGCAAGGCCGAAUACCAGGCCUUCAAGGCCGGUCAGAUCCCCGCGCCUGACCGCCGCGCCUUUGCCAUCAUCAUUGAGAUCGAGACCAAGAAGGUCGCCGAGGUCAUCGUCAAUUUGAAGUCCAAGAAGGUUGAGGAGUGGAAGGAGGUCUCCUCGGUUAUGCCCACCCUCACUCUUGAGGAUCUGGAUGUCAUGGAGCGCGUUGCUCGUGCUGAUCCCCGUGUUAUCCGUGCCUGCAAGGAAAUCGGCAUCACUGAUAUGAGCAAGGUCUUCCUUGAUGCCUGGGCGAUUGGCAUUGACGAGCGCUGGGGCUACGAGCGCCGUCUCCAGCAGGGUCUCGCCUACUACCGUAACUCGGAGUUCGACAACCAGUACGCCCACCCUCUCGACUUCAGUGUCGUGGCCGAUACCGAGACCGAGGAGGUUCUCAGCGUCGAUGUUCGCUAUGUCAACGGCGAGCGCACAGCCGUGCCUCUUCAGGAGCACAACUACAUGCCCGAUUUCAUCGGCGACGGCUACAUCCACGACCGCCUGAAGCCCAUUGAUAUCACCCAGCCCGAAGGUGUUUCCUUCAAGGUCCGCGGUAACGAGCUGCAGUGGGCCAACUACAAGAUGCACAUCGGCUUCAACUACCGUGAGGGGAUUGUCAUCUCGGAUGUCCGCACCCACGAUAUGUACGAGGACCGCGAGCGCACCCUCUUCAACCGUAUCUCUGUCGUCGAGAUGGUCGUCCCCUACGGCUGCCCCGAGAAGCCUCACCACAAGAAGCACGCCUUUGAUGUCGGCGAGUACGGUACCGGUCUGAUGACCAACUCCCUGAAGCUGGGUUGUGACUGCAAGGGUGCCAUUCACUACAUGGACGGUAUCAUGACCACCAGCAAGGGUGAAGCCGCCGUGAUCAAAAACGCCAUCUGCAUCCACGAGGAGGACAAUGGCCUUUUGUACAAGCACACCGACUACCGCGAUGGCACGGUCAUCUCCGCUCGUGACCGCAAGCUUAUCAUCUCUCAAAUCAUCACUGCCGCGAACUACGAGUACGGCUUCUACCACACAUUCACUCUCGACGGCACCUACAAGCUCGAGAUGAAGCUCACCGGCAUGCUGAACACCUACUGCAUGCACCCUACCGAGACCGCCGCUCCCUUCGGCACUGAAGUGGCCCCCUCGAUCAACGCCCACAACCACCAGCACAUCUUCUCCCUGCGUAUCGACCCCGAGAUCGACGGCACCAACAAUACAGUCAUCCAAUCUGACGCAGUCUCCUCGGAUGCCCCCGUCGGCUCCCCAGAAAACCCUUACGGCAACGCCUUCCUCAGCAAAAAGACCCCCCUCCGCACCUCCCUUGAAGGCGCCGCCGACUACUGCUACGAGACCCAGCGCUCAUGGGAUAUUGUUAACCCCAACCGCAUGAACAAGGUGGCCAAGAAGCCCGUCGGCUACAAAAUCCUCAACAACAACUGCCCACCUCUCCUCGCCAAGCCCGGCAGCACCGUCUACAAGCGCGCCGGCUUCGCCCGUAAGCCUCUCUGGGUGACCCCUUACAAGGACUACGAACUCUUCCCGGCCGGCGACUACGUCUGCCAAUCCACCGGCGAAGAAAACCACCCGUACAACAGCACAAUCGUCGACUGGGCCAACCGCAACGAGAACAUCGAGAACACCGAUAUCGUCUGCUACCUGCAGUUCGGCUUGACACAUUUCCCCCGUACGGAGGAUUUCCCCUAUUAUGCCCGCGGAGCCAGUCAGCAUCAUGUUGCGUGCGUCGAACUUCUUUGA